Messenger RNA from Bipolaris victoriae FI3, 645 nucleotides. RefSeq lists its product as hypothetical. Lineage: Eukaryota; Fungi; Ascomycota; Dothideomycetes; Pleosporales; Pleosporaceae. The record is from RefSeq and is a predicted model, not a curated record. The coding region runs from base 1 to 645 and encodes 214 amino acids. The transcript is spliced from 2 exons.
AUGCCAACUACUAUCGCAAUCGCUGGCAUCAGCAGCACUCUUGCUCUUCUCAUCGCGAAAUCACUUCUCCAACAACCUGAUGUCCACAUUCGCGGCUCUUCACGUAACAUAAACAAGAUCCCGGAUGAUCUGAAAUCCAAUUCUCGCAUUUCAUUGGUACAGAGCGACCCAUACGACACUGAGACGUUGCGCACCUUGGUGCGCGGUUGCAGUGUGGUAAUAUGCUGCUACUUCUCGAGCAAUGAAGUCAUGCUCGAGACACAGAAAAGUUUAAUUGAUCUUUGUGAAAAAGAGGGUAUACCGCGUUACAUCGCCAGUGACUACACUGCAGAUUACCGCAAGCUCGAUCCGACCGACUUGGGGAUUAAAAACUUUACAAACGAUAUUGUAGCAUACUUGGGCACAAAACCUUCUGUCAAAGGUGUGCAUAUCCUGAUUAGUCUUCUCAUCGAGACAUUUCUUGACAUUUUCGAAGUCUGGUACCCGGAAGCGAACGAGCUUAGGUAUUGGGGAACUGGUAAUGAGAAAUGGGACCUCACCUCGUAUUGGACAGCAGCAGAAUAUGUUGCUGCUAUGGCUCUUGACCCGAAUGCAUCUGGCUUCUUCAACUGUAGCACCCCUCCCCACUGUUCGAGGAGAUCAUAA